Molecule: messenger RNA, 2045 nt
Organism: Ceutorhynchus assimilis (cabbage seed weevil)
Lineage: Eukaryota; Metazoa; Arthropoda; Insecta; Coleoptera; Curculionidae
Source: the annotation of a GenBank genome assembly
UGUGUGUGUGACAGGAUGACGAUUAUUUAUUUAUUGGCUUUAUUAUUGAUUUUCUCUAAUGGAAUUAAUGGAAUCAAUGGGAAUCGGAAGAAGCCAAACAUUAUUAUGAUUUUGGCUGAUGAUUUGGGUUUCAACGAUGUUAGUUUUCAUGGAAGCGAUGAAAUCGCAACACCAAACAUUGACGCCCUGGCUUACAACGGUGUCAUUUUGAACAACCACUACACCCAAGCGAUGUGCACCCCUUCAAGGGCCGCCCUUUUAACAGGAAAAUACCCCAUACGCUUAGGCAUGCAACACUUAGUGAUUUUGGAACCGGAACCGUCAGGAUUGCCGCUAAACGAAACUUUGCUGCCGCAAUAUUUGAAAAAACAAGGCUACGUCACUAGGGCUGUAGGCAAGUGGCAUUUGGGCUUUUUCAAAAACGAAUAUACGCCUGUUUAUCGAGGAUUCGACAGCCAUUACGGGUACUAUCAAGGGUUUAUCGACUAUUACGAUCAUAUAAAUAAAGCAUCGCAAACUGGCGAGUACGGUUACGAUUUCCACCGGAAUUUAACAGUGGAUUGGGAUGCCAAAGGCAAAUACACCACAACUUUAUUAACAGAAGAAGCUGUGAAACUUAUUGAGCAGCACAACACGGAAAACCCCAUGUUUUUGUACUUGUCCCAUUUGGCUCCGCACGCAGGCAAUGACUGGAACCCCCUAGAAGCACCCGACGAGGAAAUUGCGAAAUUCGCACACAUACGAGAUCCUGAGCGAAGAAUCUAUGCCGCUAUAGUGUCUCUGCUGGAUAAAAGCGUGGGAGAAGUGGUAAAAGCUUUGAGAAAUAGGGAUAUGCUUGAAAAUUCCAUAAUUGUAUUUAUUUCGGAUAAUGGUGCGCCUACAGAUGGUCAGCAUGCCAAUCAUGGAUCAAAUUAUCCGCUUAGAGGGAUAAAACAAACAGUUUUUGAAGGAGCUCACCGAAACGUCGCUGUAAUGUGGAGCCCUCUCAUCAAAAACCUAAAAAGGGUCUCCAAUAAUCUAAUGCACAUAACCGAUUGGCUACCAACCCUAAUUUCAGCAGCAGGUCUAGACACAAAACUACCCUCUAACCUGGACGGUUUAGACCAAUGGAAAUCCAUAUCCGAAGGCCAAGAAUCACCCAGAUCCGAGAUCCUAUACAACAUCGACGAAGUUUUCAACUUCGGAGCCUACAGACAAGGAAUUUGGAAGUACCUUUACGGUACCACUUUCAAUGGAGAACACGACCAAUGGUACGGAAGCAUUGGUAAGGAUCCUACCUACAAAUACAACUUGGACAAAGUACUUGAAAGCCCUGUAGCAGUUGCCCUAACAGCCCUAGCAACUUACAAACAAAUUCAAGACAAAAAUAACUUAACUGUUUUAAAUACAAUCGAUAUCCAAAGACUUAGAAGCGAAGCCACAAUUACCUGCAACAAAUCAAAAAUAAUCAAAUGCCAACCCCAAAUAAAGCCUUGUCUUUUUAAUUUAGCUGAUGACCCAUGCGAAAUGCUUAACUUAGCAUCACAAAGGCCUUUCAUAUUGAAAAACUUGCAGUUGGAAAUUGAAAAAUUCAAAAAAUCAGCUCGCACACCUAUUAACAAACCAAGAGACAUUAACGCUGAUCCUGCUAAGCACAAUGGGACCUGGAUACCUUGGCAAAGUAUUCCAGAAAAUUACGGGAAAAAAGAGCUGAGUAAAAUGGGAUUGUUUGCAGGAAUGGGUUUCGUUGUAGUCCUAAUAGGACUGGUUGUUUUGGGGUUGAAUAAAUUGAAAUUGAGUAGGGUUUACGAGCCUGCUCCCAGGAAAAAUGAGGAAAUUGAAUCGAGUUGAUGAGGUUUUCUUAUAUUAUAGGGAAAUAUUGUAUUUGUGUCUUAUAGAUACGUGAUUAAAUUAAUUUGAAAAUGUUUUGCUCGAUAUUUAUUAGCAUAAACAACUAUCUAUGCACCAAAAAAAUUCAAUAUUAUUAAUUAAUAUUGUCAAGUUCAUGGUUUUAUAUGGAUGUCAGUUAAUUCUUCAUGAUGGUAUUAAAAUUAUUUAAAAAAUUA